This is a messenger RNA of Thlaspi arvense, 1239 nucleotides long. The record is from the annotation of a GenBank genome assembly. NCBI's taxonomy places the organism in Eukaryota, Viridiplantae, Streptophyta, Magnoliopsida, Brassicales, Brassicaceae.
UCAUGCAUGGGUGCGAUGAAGGCAAGAUCAGCAUCUGUAGGAAGAUGGGUGAACGAGGUCGUGAGCUUUGUUGUGUUUUGUCUCUUAGACAUCGUCGAUUAUUUUCUCUGUCUUCUCUACAAAGCUGCUGAUUAUCUCCUCGAAGCAGAGUGGAAACCCUGCUAUUGCUUGUCACCCAAGAAACUCAUCACCACCACUCAAGGGAAUAUCGUCCUAUCUCAUAGCAAUGGUGAAUCCAAGAUUCUCACCGUCUCUACCCUUCAACAACUUAGCGGACGUUCCAAGAUUGAGCUUGAGGAGAUCUCAGAGACUCUUUAUUCACGUCCUUCUCUUGUAUCUGACCUCUCUAAGCUCUCCAUUAAUGAACUGACCAAACGGUUAGUGAAUGUGACUCGAUCAAACUCUGAGUGUGGCGAGAAGACGACGACUAAGAGAAAAGGGAGAGCGAUGAAAUCGAGAUUGACGGUGGGUUUUACUGUUGUUGAGAUGCUUCAAGGCAAGAUCAAGCCGCAGAAACUGAGCCGACAAAUCUCGAGAUGGUCGGAUUGUGACUGUGGAUUUUGCACUUGUUGGACUUCUACUUGUGUCAAAGACCAGUCCCUCUUUGUCAAAACUCAAUUCCCAAAAGGGAAUACCGGAAAAGAGGACGUGUUGUUCAUUCAUGGUUUCAUAUCUUCAUCGGCGUUUUGGACAGAGACGGUGUUUCCAAGCUUGUCGAACUCGAAAUAUAGACUAUUUGCCGUAGAUCUUUUAGGGUUUGGGAAGAGCCCUAAGCCUUCGGAUUCACUCUACACGAUGAGAGAGCAUGUGGAGAUGAUUGAGAAAUCGGUAUUGCUUAAACACAAUGUGAAGUCGUUCCAUAUUGUGGCUCACUCUUUAGGUUGCAUCUUGGCUCUUGGCUUAGUCGCUAAGUACGGUGGUUCCAUCAAGUCACUAACCCUCCUCGCUCCGGUUAGUUCAUUUAUCAAUUUGCUGAAGUUUGACACGUGUGCAUGUAUGGCGAAGCCGUACCAUCCCGUGCCGGCGACGGAGGCCGAGCCAAGGCAGUACGUGAUGAGAAAGGUGGCGCCGCGGCGAGUUUGGCCACCAAUAGCGUUUGGAGCGUCGAUGGCUUGUUGGUAUGAACACAUUAGCCGAACCAUUUGUCUCCUCAUUUGCAAGAACCAUCGUCUUUGGCAAUUUCUUGCCAAACUCAUCACCCGUAAUAAUAGGUAUCUAAUUAAGUUUUCAUUUAAUUAA